AUGACUCUGACCGUUACCCUCAACACCCCCAUCACUGGUGACUACCAGCAGCCUAUCGGCCUGUUCAUCAACAACGAAUGGGUCGAGGGUGUGGACAAGAAGAAGUUCGAGGUUCUCAACCCCUCCACUGAGGAGCCUAUCGUCUCCGUCCACGAGGCUACCGAGAAGGAUGUCGACCUGGCUGUCGCCGCCGCCCGCAAGGCUUUCAACACCACAUGGCGCCAGACCAGCACAAACGAGCGCAGCAAGCUGAUGCUCAAGCUCGCCGAUAUUGCUGAGAAGAACAUCGACCUCCUCGCCGCCGUCGAGUCUCUUGACAACGGAAAGUCCAUCACCAUGGCCCGUGGCGAUGUUGGUGCCGUUGUUUCUUGCAUCCGCUACUACGGUGGGUGGGCCGACAAGAUUCACGGCAAGACCAUUGACAUCGCCCCCGACAUGUUCCACUACACCCGCCCCGAGCCUAUCGGUGUUUGCGGUCAGAUUAUCCCCUGGAACUUCCCCCUUCUCAUGCUGGCAUGGAAGAUCGGCCCCGCUCUGGCCACUGGUAACACAAUCGUCCUGAAGACUGCUGAGCAGACCCCUCUCUCUGCUCUCGUCUUCGCCCAGUUCAUUAAGGAGGCUGGCUUCCCUCCCGGUGUUUUCAACCUGCUGAACGGUUUCGGCAAGGUUGCUGGUGCUGCCAUCUCUUCGCACAUGGACAUUGACAAGGUCGCUUUCACCGGCUCUACUCUCAUUGGUCGCCAGAUCAUGAAGGCUGCUGCCUCCUCCAACUUGAAGAAGGUCACCCUCGAGCUUGGUGGCAAGUCCCCCAACAUCGUUUUCAACGAUGCCGAUAUCGAGCAGGCCAUCUCUUGGGUCAACUUCGGUAUCUACUACAACCACGGCCAGUGCUGCUGCGCUGGUACCCGCAUCUUCGUCCAGGAGGGUGUCUAUGACAAGUUCCUCGACGCCUUCAAGAAGCGUGCUCUCGCCAACAAGGUCGGUGACCCAUUCCUCGAGGAGACCUUCCAGGGUCCCCAGGUUUCCCAGCUCCAGUUCGACCGCAUCAUGGGCUACAUCCAGAGCGGCAAGGAGGAGGGUGCCACUGUUGAGAUCGGUGGUGAGCGCCACGGUGACAAGGGUUACUUCAUCAAGCCUACCAUCUUCAGCAAUGUCCGUCCCGACAUGAAGAUUAUGCAGGAGGAGAUCUUCGGUCCCGUCUGCGCCAUCGCCAAGUUCAAGACCGAGGACGAGGUCAUCGAGCUCGGCAACAACACCGAGUACGGUCUCGCCGCCGCCGUCCACACCGCUGACCUCAACACUGCUCUCCGUGUCAGCAACGCCAUCCGCGCUGGUACCGUCUGGGUCAACUGCUACAACAUGCUUCACCACGCCCUGCCCUUCGGUGGCUUCAAGUCCUCCGGUAUUGGCCGUGAACUCGGUGAGGCUGCUCUCGCCAACUACACUGAGAACAAGUCCGUGGCUAUCCGCAUGGGUGGUGCUCUCUUCUAA
This is a messenger RNA of Clonostachys rhizophaga, 1491 nucleotides long. NCBI's taxonomy places the organism in Eukaryota, Fungi, Ascomycota, Sordariomycetes, Hypocreales, Bionectriaceae. The record is from the annotation of a GenBank genome assembly.